Molecule: messenger RNA, 246 nt
Organism: Blepharisma stoltei
Lineage: Eukaryota; Ciliophora; Heterotrichea; Heterotrichida; Blepharismidae
Source: the annotation of a GenBank genome assembly
AUGAUAUCAUUAGUAUUUUCUGAAAUUGCAUCUUCCUCAUUAUUACUUUUAGCUACUUUUUGGGUUCUUCGAUCUGCAAUCUGUUUCCUCCAUUUUUCUAAAUUUAUUAUUUCUCUAUUUACUUCACUCACUAAAUCACUUCUGGAAUCAUCAGAUGCAUCUUCAGAUGAUGCUUGAAUCCUUUCAACAUUUGGAUUAGUUUUUUGAUUCUGAUCUGUUCAAGCACAAUACAAUAACUUGCAUUAA